Messenger RNA from Strongyloides ratti, 1203 nucleotides. Its product is annotated as MIP16918p. Gene Ontology annotation, molecular function: guanyl-nucleotide exchange factor activity. The transcript is spliced from 2 exons. Lineage: Eukaryota; Metazoa; Nematoda; Chromadorea; Rhabditida; Strongyloididae. The record is from RefSeq and is a predicted model, not a curated record. The coding region runs from base 1 to 1203 and encodes 400 amino acids. Gene Ontology annotation, biological process: regulation of ARF protein signal transduction.
AUGAUUGGUUUUAAUGUUGCUGAUUUAUCACCUGAGGAAUUACAGCGACUUUCAGUUAUUCAUAAAAAAAAAGCCAAGUUACUUGAAGAAAUACAGCUGAUAAAAGAAGAAAUGGAACAAAUAGAUGCACAAAUGGAUACCCUUGAUAUUGAAGAUGAUGAUAUUGGCACAAAAACAAAACAGGCCAUAAUAGGUAGGAAAAAAUUUAACAAUCAUCCUAAAAAAGGAUUAGAAUAUUUGUUUGAAUAUAAUAUUAUUGACAAAACAUCAGAGGCUGUUGCUGAAUUUUUGUUCAAUGGUGAAGGUUUAUCUAAAACAGCUAUUGGACAGUACCUUGGUGAAAGAGAUGAUUUUAACCUUGAAGUUCUCGAUAAAUUUGUAAAAUUACACGAUUUUACUAACAAAGAACUAGUUGAUAGUUUAAGACAAUUUUUGGGAAGUUUUAUGUUACCUGGAGAAUCACAAAAAAUUGAUAGAAUGAUGCAAUUAUUUGCCCAAAGAUAUUGUGAUCAGAAUCCUGGUGUUUUUAAUCAUGCUGACGUUUGUUAUGUUUUGUCCUUUUCUGUUAUUAUGUUAAAUACUAAUUUAUAUAAUCCUAAUGUUAAAGAAAAGUUAACCGCUGAAAAAUUUAUUAAUAUGUGUAGAGGAGCCAAUGAGGGUGCUGAUUUACCAAGAGAAUUUUUAUUAAGUUUGUAUAAUAAUAUUAAAAAUGAAGAAUUUAAAAUGCCUACUGAUGAAAAAGAUGAUCUCAUGAAUACAUUUAUUAAUCCAGAUAAAAAAGGAUUCUUAUGGAAGAAAGGAUCAUAUAAAACUUGGAAAAAACGAUGGUUUAUACUUAGUGGGAAGUGUUUAUAUUAUUUCGAAAAUCAGGGUGAAACUGAUCCUAGAGGAAUAAUACCAUUGGAAAAUGUUAAAGUACGUUUUGUUGAGGAAAAAAAUAAGCAACAUGUUUUUGAAAUUUUUUCAAGCACUUCAGAAGUCAUUAAAGCUUGCAAAACUGAAACUGAUGGUAGAGUAGUUGAAGGAAAACAUACAACAUACAGAAUGUGUGCUCCAACGGCAGAAGACAUGCAUCAAUGGAUAAAUGCUAUUCAGAGAAGUAUCAAUAAUGACCCAUUUUUUGAUAUGUUACAAUUAAGAAAGAAACGUAUAGAAACACAAAUUUCAGAAACAUCUUUAAAUAGUUCAAAAGAUUCGAAAUAA